Molecule: messenger RNA, 2727 nt
Organism: Naumovozyma castellii
Lineage: Eukaryota; Fungi; Ascomycota; Saccharomycetes; Saccharomycetales; Saccharomycetaceae
Gene: LAF1
Product: Laf1p
Exons: 1
Coding region: 1-2727 (908 amino acids)
Source: RefSeq, a predicted model, not a curated record
AUGUCAACUUCCAUAGCAGAUCAGAAGGAUAUUAGUCUGGAGAAGAAGGUUUCUACAGACAGCACGUCUUCUCCCUCGGAAGGCCUAUCAGAUUUGAAACCGUUAAGCAAAGAGACCUCAUUAAGUUCAGUGGAUAACUCAAAAUAUUCAGCUGAUAUCAAACCGUUACAGUUUAAGAUGAACCAUGUACCAGGUACUAGAGACAGGAAACAUAUUUCUUACGCAGCUGCGGCUCCAUCCAGUUCCCUUCGGAGUAAUGGUAGCAUGAAGGGCCAAAAGUAUAGUUAUUUGUUUAAUUCGAUAGAUCAGGAUCAGUUCGAGAAAUAUUUGAUGGAACCAACUUAUAUAAAGAUACUGAAAAGAAGGAAAAAUUUGAAAAUGUUUAGAAGGUUGUUUUUGGCUCAAGAGUUGAAAGCGUUUGAUGAUGAAAAUAAGAUUAACGCAUUUACAAACCAGAUAAAUGGAUUACAAUCUCCACCUUUGACACCAACUUCCUCGUCGUCGAAUCUAAAUGCAUUGGCUGAUAGAGCCAUAUGGAUAACGAAAUUCAGUUUGGAUGGGAAGUUCAUGGCAUCCGCGGGGAAAAGUGGUAUCAUAAGAGUUUGGAAAGUUUUAAAUUCACCUAUUGAAAGAUGGGAACUAGGAUCUUCUGUAGAUUCUAAUAACGCUACUCUAGUAAAAUCAAAAAGAUUAAGAAGCCAAAUGUUUUCAUCCAAUCCGUCAUCAUCAAUGAAUACUCCCUCAUCGUCUUCGCAUACUGUUCCAACAACGCAUUCAAAUAAUACUUCUAUUGCAUCGUCAUCAUCUAUGAACUCAAAUUCAAAACCAAGCAUUCAUAACACAACUAGCUCAUCAGAAAGCACAAAUUUCAGAAGAGCACAAACUUUAGAGAAACUGGAUCAAAAAAUAUCAAGCACUAACGAACUCAAUUUAUACGCUCCAGUAUUCAACCCAUCAUGUUUUAAAAUUUUUAAAGAACACACUGCAGACGUCUUGGAUUUAGAUUGGUCCAAAAAUAAUUUCUUAAUAACUUCAUCGAUGGAUAGAACGGUAAAACUCUGGCACCUUGAACGUCAAACUUCAUUGAAGACUUUCCAACAUCAAGAUUUUGUGACUUGUGUCAGAUUCCAUCCAACAGAUGAUAGGUUUUUCAUCAGUGGUUGCUUAGAUCAUAAAGUUAGAUUGUGGUCCAUUUUAGAAAAUGAAAUCACUUUCGAAUUUGAUUGUCAAGAUCUAAUAACAUCAUUAACUCUAUCUCCUGGAGAUGGUAAAUAUACCAUUGUAGGUACAUUCAAUGGUUACGUCCAUGUUUUGCUCACUAAAGGAUUAGAACAAGUAUCUUCAUUCCAUGUGGUCGAUAAAAAUACUCAGGAAAGAAAUACAGCUUCCACCAAAAUUCAUCAUGGUCCAAGAGUCACAGGUUUAGAAUGUUUCAAAUAUGAACCAGAUAAUUCCUUAAGGAUUGUAGUGACAUCAAGUGAUUCAAGAAUUAGAAUUUUUGAUUUGGAAAAGAAAAAAUUACUAGAAUACUUGAAGGGUUUUCAAAGUGGAGCAUCACAACAUAAAGCAUGUUUAGCCACUGUUAAAGGUCAACAAGUGGUAUUAUCAAGCAGUGACGAUCAUUGGGUCCAUGGUUGGAAAUUAAAAUCAUCUACUUCAUUGACGGAAUCAGAGAAAAAUAAUAACAUUGACCAGACAGCAGCGACGACAACAACAACCAAAAAAUCAAACUCCCAUAGUAUUUCAAGGUCAGGAAGUUUUAGAAGCUUAUUUAGUAAAUCAUCCAAAAAGGAUAACAUUGAUGAAAAUGGUAAACAUUCUCAUUUGAAAUUGACUUCAUUAAUUCCUCACUGCCACAAUGGAAGCACAGUGAUUAAAAACAGUGAUGGCAUUUCUUUCCAUGCCCAUCAUGCACCUGUAACCACCGCAAUUGUAGCCCCAUCUGGUACGGCUAAGACUUUAUCAUUAUCCAAUGAUUUUAUAUAUGAAUUAUCAUCAGAAUUCGCAAUGGAAUCUAGAGAUUUUGAGAUGAAUACGAAUAGUGAUACUCACUCAGUAACUACAUCUGGAUCAUCUGAUAAAUCAAAGAUUAGGUCACAUUCAUCAUCAGCUACUCUAGUGCCACCAUCAAUAAGUGCAGUUGAUUUAAUAGGGUCAAUUAUUGUCACCACCGAUAACACAGGGAUAAUACGUGUUUUUAGAGCAGAUAUUUCCAGCACUAUUAGAAAGAAGGUAUUGUGCACGCUACAGCAAUGUAAAAAAGAGUCCAUAAGAUCAAAUAAAAGUGGUGAUUCCUUAAAGACCUUGGCAUCUGCUCCAACCACAGUCACCACCGGACCAACUGGACACGCUAAGUCAUCAUUUCAUUGUCCUAUCAGCAGGGCCAAAUCAAGUGCUGCCGUGAACGCUCUAGCCCUAAACCAAGGAAUGGCCCGGGCCGGAAGUAUAAGUAGGAAAACAAAGUCUUCAUUACCAUUCAAGAGAGCCUCAUCAUGUACCAAUUUUAAUAAUUUGAAUUUCACAAUUGGUAGUGGAUCACCUAGAGAAAGUGUAACAUCGUUUGAUAUAGAUGGGGAGCAUGUUACGAAUAAUCCAAUUAAGAUGGGAGUGAGAUGUGAUGUUUGUCAUGGGAUGAGAUUCGAAGCCAUUACGAAGAAUGUCUCCGGUAGACCCGACAAGGGAUAUUACUGUAUGGAUUGUGGGACCGUUCUUAACAACUUUAGAUAA